This is a messenger RNA of Lucilia cuprina (Australian sheep blowfly), 2933 nucleotides long. RefSeq names its product G-protein-signaling modulator 2 (gene pins). The transcript is spliced from 4 exons. The record is from RefSeq and is a predicted model, not a curated record. Lineage: Eukaryota; Metazoa; Arthropoda; Insecta; Diptera; Calliphoridae. The coding region runs from base 179 to 2197 and encodes 672 amino acids. Gene Ontology annotation, molecular function: protein binding; GTPase regulator activity.
UUUGUGAUUCAUUUUUAAUGCACAAUUUCUUUUUAUUUCGUUUAAAACACAAAGUUUGCUGAAAUAUACGGGAACAAAAUACACGGAAAUAUUAUUCGCUAGAUAUUAGCUAUAGUCUAUAGUAUAUUUUUCCAAGAAUUCAAUUGUAUUAGUGCGGAAAUAUUUAGGACAAAAAAGUAUGUCUUCGUUAUCAGCAUCGGCUGAAAAUGUUUCCUCAGGAACGGGCGGUGGUAGCGGUUCAGCAGCCGGAGGUAUUGGCAGUGGCGAUGCAAAUACACAAGACGGUGCUGGCUCCAGCAUGUGUUUGGAAUUGGCUCUGGAAGGCGAACGUUUAUGCAAAGCAGGUGAUUGUCGGUCAGGUGUGGCAUUUUUUCUUGCAGCUAUAAGAGCAACAACUGAUGACCUUCGUACCUUGAGUGCAAUUUAUUCACAAUUGGGCAACGCCUACUUUUAUUUGGGCGACUACUCGAAGGCCAUGCAAUAUCAUAAAUUGGAUUUAACAUUGGCACGUUCCAUGAAUGAUAAACUGGGGGAGGCAAAGUCGUCGGGCAAUCUGGGUAAUACAUUUAAGGUAAUGGGUCACUUUGAUGACGCUGUCAUUUGUUGUGACCGCCACUUAACGCUUGCCAGACAAUUGGGCGACAAGCUGUCUGAGGGUAGAGCUCUCUACAAUCUUGGCAAUGUUUAUCAUGCCAAAGGCAAACAUUUGGGUCAGCGUAAUCCCGGAGAUUUUGGCGAUGAUGUCAAAGAAGCUUUAACCAAGGCGGUUGAAUAUUAUCAAGAAAAUCUAAAGUUAAUGCGUGAACUUGGAGAUCGUGGAGCUCAAGGUAGAGCUUGUGGCAAUUUGGGAAAUACUUAUUAUUUGUUGGGUGAUUUUCAGGCUGCCAUAGAACAUCAUCAAGAACGUUUGCGUAUUGCUCGAGAGUUCGGCGACAAAGCUGCCGAACGUAGAGCCAAUAGCAAUUUGGGUAAUUCUCACAUAUUCCUGGGGCAAUUCGAAGAAGCCGCUGAUCAUUAUAAACGUACUUUAGCUUUGGCCAUAGAAUUGGGAGAACGUGAGGUAGAGGCCCAAUCCUGCUACAGUCUAGGCAAUACAUACACGCUUUUGCGCGAGUUCGAAACGGCCAUAGAAUAUCACAAACGGCAUUCCGAUAUAGCUCAGGAAUUAGGUGAUCGUGUGGGCGAGGCACGCGCCUGUUGGUCUUUGGGUAAUGCCUAUUCGGCCAUAGGGAAUCAUAAGAAAGCUUUGUUUUACGCUGAAACUCACUUACAAUUGGCCAAAGAAUUACACGAUCCGGUGGGUGAAAGUACAGCCCGGGUGAAUAUUAGUGAUUUACGUAAAUUACUGGGAUUGCCAGAAGGCGCCCCCUCACCAGUUGAAGGGGAAGAACGCUCAAGUAAUACCGAUCUAUCACAAGACAGUGAUGCGCAGAAUGCUGAUUCAGAUAACUCGCAAGGAAGAAUGAUACGCGUCCGCCGCCAAAGUAUGGAACAAUUGGAUUUGAUUAAAAUCACACCUGAUGGUAAACGCGCUCAAAAACAAGACACCAAAGUACGUCCAAUCAAAGCUCAAGAUGAUGAUUUCUUUGAACUACUGUCCAGAUCGCAAUCCAAACGCAUGGAUGAUCAACGUUGUUCGAUAAAAAUCAAUAAAGGUCCAACAAAUGCUUCUGGAGCUGUUGCAGCUACUGGAGCUACACGCAAACCUCUACAGCAACAUAACUCUUUACAAACAAAUUCAGGUUUUCCAACAAAUGAAACAUCCACAACUAAUGGUGCCAAUUGCCUUCCCGGUCUUAAAGCCGCUGGUGGUGCAACAAAUGCCAGCAGUGCCAAAAGCUCUGCAACUUCAGGAAAUGCAGCUCAUCCACCACUCACACGUAGUGCUACAACUAUGGAACAAGUUGAUGAUGCUUUCCUGGACAUGUUAAUGCGUUGCCAAAGUUCACGGCUCGAAGAGCAACGUUCUGAAUUACCGAGACCAAAUGUACUCAUUGAUGCUGAAACUCAAAAUCGCAAUCGACCAAGUGGUGGCCGUGGCACAACCGUACCCGAUGAAGAUUUCUUUUCGCUUAUUAUGAAGGUACAAAGUGGACGCAUGGAAGAUCAAAGAGCAGCUAUACCCAUAACACGACGUGAUGCUUCUGGCAGCUCUAACAGCAACAACAAUACAAAUAACAACCAGAGUAACAAGUAAUAAUUUAGCUAGAUUUAUGUACUAAUCCAAAAAGAAACAAGUAACAAAAACACUCUUUUUUAACUCUCCAUUACCAUUUCGUUCAAGUGAUUCCAUUUUAUAUUAAAUUAUUAUAUUGUAUACAUACAAGCUUACUUUCUAUGUAGGUAUAGAAAUGUGUAUUCUUUUUCAUACAUUCUUUGUUUAAAAGCUUUUAUUUUUUUUCUUUUACAAAUAUAUUUAUACUUUUUUUUAUAACAAAAGAAUAUUAACAUUUAUUUAUUUUAUAUAAAAUUUAUAGUUAUAUACUUACUACACUACACUCGUAUAUAAAAUAUAUUUAAUAAUACAAGCCUACAAACAUACAUUAUAUACUUAUAUGUAUUAUUAUUAUUAAUCCGAUAUUUAUAAAAUCAAUUGCACUUGUUACCCAUUCCCAUUUUACUUUACUCUUUUUUACUACAUUUUUCCUUCAAUCAUUUUACAUUUUACAAAUAUUUAUACCUUUUUAGAAUUUAUAUACAAUUUUAAAAGAAAUUUACAACUUUUUCAAAAUAUGAAAACUGAAAAGAUAUGAAUCAAACUCAAUUUAAAAUAUCACACAAUAAAUGGUUUAUUUUCUAGUUACAUAAUAGCGAAUAAUAACAACUACAACAACAACAUGAUUUUUAUCUACUAAUAAAGAAUAUAACACAAAAUAAAGUAUAAUUACUUAUUUUAAGUCAGCUCUAAACAAAAAACAAAAAAAAAAAACAUA